This is a messenger RNA of Bacillus rossius redtenbacheri, 7451 nucleotides long. Its product is annotated as CUE domain-containing protein 2. Bases 246 to 1178 code for a protein of 310 amino acids. Lineage: Eukaryota; Metazoa; Arthropoda; Insecta; Phasmatodea; Bacillidae. The record is from RefSeq and is a predicted model, not a curated record. The transcript has 8 exons.
AAAAUUAAAUCCCUACGAUACAGAAUGUACCAUAAACGUGGUUACUGUUUAUUGAUUACUGUCGCUGUUAUAAAACAUCGUGUGUUUUCUAGCUCUAAUGGUGUUGUUGCUAGUUCUGCACCCUAAGAAUAGUUUUUUAGUAAUUUAUGUAGUUACUACCGUCUGUGCGCCAAAAUAGUUUGUCAUUUAAAGAUUGAAUUCUUCGUGGAACUAUGUCGGAGUUGAAGUAAAGCUGAGUCAGCACAAUGAGCAUACCCUCUAUAGCUGACCAAGAGGACAUCAUUAAAGAAUCACUCUUUCAGUUUGUAAGCAAACACAGCCCAAGUGCUCAGCUAAGUUCAAUUGAUGAAAUCGUUCUCAGCUAUGUUGUCAGAAUUUUAGAAGGACUGGGCUCUGAAGAAAGUGUAGAAGAUGCAUUUGAUGUACAGGACUUUUGUGAAAUGUUGUCAGCAUACUUUCCAGAAUUCUCAACAAUACACCAUGCUGCAGUUUGUCAAUGGAUGUUUGAACUUGAAGCAAUGUUAACUAAGAAGAAGUGCAAAGAUGAUGACUGCAACGUAGAAAACAAAUCUUCAAUAGAUAUACCAGUAUUACCAUUAACUGCAUUAUCUUCAGGAUUCCCAAAGAAUGAUUGCAGCAAUGACAUAUUAGACAAGCGUGUUCAUAAAUUAUCUGAGAAUAGCGAUGGAAGCUCAGAUGGGGGUUCAGAUUUCUUCUUAAGUCAUGAGGAUCCGUUUACAGAAUCACAGAUAAACCUUUUACAAGAAAUGUUUCCCGGGUCUUGUACAGUUGAAGUUCAUCACUGCUUGGCUAUUGCCGAAGGUGAUGUCGGCCGAGCAGCUCAGCUGGUGCUGCAUCGCCAAGAGGCAGGCCAAAGUCUCAAAUCAAAUGCUUCUGUCUUACAGCAUUCACUGCCUCGUCAGAAAGCAGUUGUUGAUGAUCAAGAACUGAAAUCUCGCAUUAUUGCUCGAUAUAGCUAUGUGGAUAAAGACGAUGAUGUAAGGGAACACCGUCCUGUUGGCCCAAAAUCUGAACCCAAGAAGCUUGUUAGAUAUCGAGACAACAAAAUUGUUAGUCUUAAAGGGGAAAGAUUUACAGAGGUGAAAAAAGAAGAAGAUGACGAGCUGAAAAAGACGUACGUGAGCAUUAAGCCAGCAAGGCAAUAUCGCUUCCAUUGAUGGCUGUGAACAUAUUUAUUUCACAAAUCUACGAAGUUUAUAAUUUAGCACCACUCUUCAUAGAGUUGCUGCUGGGGAUGAAGCUCAAGAUGGAGAUUGCACGGCAGAUGGAUUGUAUUGCCGUUUUUUUUGUUUAACCUAGUGAUGUGCACAGUCAGCAGAAUAGGAUAACCUCUAUGGUAAUAAAUCAGAUUGAUUUUGUGGUUGUUUACUUAAGCACUGGGAAAUAAGAGAACAUAGUGAAAGUUCCUGUUGUGUGAUUUUUGGUUGAUAUUUUUAAAUUGACAGAUGUCAAAAUCAAUUUAAUUGGUUUCAUUAUUUGCUUUCUCCUAGAGAAAUGUUAUUUGUAGAGUAGUCUAAUAUAAAUCAGGUUAAGUUACAGCCAUGCAAAAAUGACAAAAGUGAGACAGAUGCAUUGAUUUCAGUAUGUGGCUGUUUACACAUACAUGCAUCUUGGGCAAUAUGUGUUUAUAAUAGUUAUUUUUUUCUACAUAUUGAAUUUUUUUGGUGCCAUAUUGGGCAAACACACACUUGUUUUAGAGAUGUGUAAUGAAAUAAUAUGACUGAGUUAAUUCAGUUAAACCUUUUCAAGAGCAUUAGUUACUUGAAAAUUACCACAUUCCUUGUGAUCAUUAGGAUCCCAUUUAUUUGUGUGCAUUUUAUAAGAUGUAAAAGUGUGUAAAUACGUUUUGUAUUAAAACGUUUUGCAUGAAUUUAUUAGCGGAAUAUUAAAUUUUGUUUAGAAAUUUGAUGAUGUUAAGAUACACAAAUUACCUAAUUGUUAUGAUUCGAGUGUACAUGGUGGUUCAUGUUUUUCACUUUCUUUGUUUUUAGUUUUACAUUUCUGAAGAUGGCACAAAAGAUUUUUUUUGUGUAGUUUGUAUUUUAUGUUUUUCCAUUAAUAUUUGUAAUAAUUGAAGGAUCAAUUAUAUGAAAUUUUUUAUUUCUUUAGUACCAUUUAAAUAGUAUUUUGUAUGAUUAAGUUAUUAUUUAUAUUACAAAGUUUUAACUCAUGUUUUUUUUGCUUUACAACGAACAGAUUUCAAGAAAAUUUGAAUAUCUGUAUUGUCGAAUCAACACGAGUUGUGUAGAUCUCAUAUACUUUAUUAUAAGAAAGUCUUCAUAAAAGCAAAACUUUUACUAAUGUGCAUUUUUUGUUUACACGUGACUUGCCAAAAUGUUUAGUACCCAACAAGAUUUAUGUUAAAUCAGCUCAUUUUAUGAAAGAUUUUUUAAAAUUGCUCAUUUUCCAUGAUGGUCUUCAAAAUUUCUUUCAUGAAAAAUUUUUGUAUACAAUUUAAGUCCUAAUUAUUAUGAUAGUUAUCCUGAAAAGCUGCAGAAUUGGCAGGGAACUACUUCACAUGCACUUUAAUUCGGAAUAUGUCACAAAAUAAAACAGUUAAAAGAAAUUUAAUUGGUUAAAAAUUUUUGUUUUGCAGCACUCUUUUUGUAUUUAUAUUGUAAUUAGUUAUUGUCACUCACUGGCAUUAAAAAUAGCUGAUGUUGCUAAUGAUUUCCUAAAGUAUAAUUAGUUAUUAUUGUCACUCACAGGCUAUAAAGUAAUAAAAUACAUAUUUUGUUUAUCUCGUUAGUUCUAAAUUUAUAGACAUGUUGCAUCUGGCUUAGUAAUGAACUACCCAUUUAUAAAAUCAUUGAUUGUAUCAAAUUUUGUUGGUAUCAUAAUACCAAAGUGUUCUGGAAAACAUGGGAGAUUAUGGAAAGCAGGGCAAAAGAUAAACUUUAUUUUUCAGUGGCCAGUGUUUUGCACUGGUGCAUUAUUUAGCUCUUCAUGCCAUCUAAGAUGUUAAAGACGUUGUUGGAAAUGUUCUUAGCUGGAGCUUCUCAGAUUUAACAUGCAGGGAGUGUUGCUCAUUCAUUAGAAAAAGAGGUGGUGAAACAGAAAAAAAAAUUACUGUGAGUUUUUACCUUGAACUUUAGUUCUAAAAGGUUUGUUUAGUGCUGGUUGAUCACAUACCCCUCCUAUUUUGAGCAGUGUUACUGUCUUGCAACAGCUGCAGAAGCCAUUAAUUACAUCAGUUUUGCAAUGCAUGGGAUAGCCUAGUAGACAAUUUUUUAUUAACCUGGAGUUUUGAAACCAGGCAUUUGUAUUCGUGCAUUUUUUUUUUAAUUUUUAUAUUUUUUAGUAUCAUAUUAGUUCUCUGUGAAAUUUUAUAUGACAUUCUGUUAAUAUGAAAAUGUCGGAGCGUUAAAAUCAAGUCAUGUGCAGUGCUAUAUGAUGAACGGUGGCGCAUUUGAAGUUAAAGUAGUGUGAAUGUUCCAGUGAAAUUUUGUGAAUGGUAGUUUUGCUGUCGCAGGUAAUUGUACUAAAAUAAUCAAAUUCAUUGGAGAACGAACUGUACACAAAGUUAUGCACUAUUUGUUUUUUUAUAUACUAUAUACAAUUGUGAAUCAUUAUUAAAGAAGAAUUUGUUUUGUAACUUUUUUUUUAAUAAUAACCAAAAUGAAAUGCACGUGUUUUACAAACUAUUCAACUUGUUCCUUGUAUAUGAACAGAUCAGUGUAUCAGUAUUUUGUUUCAUAAGCAAAUAAUAAACAAGAAAACACUUUUCUUGUGGUCAGAAAAGAAAUAUUGUGUUUCAUUUUAACAUUUCCUGUUUAAAUAUCUUUAAUCUUUAUGGAGAGGGUGUAUGUAAAUGUGGAAGACAUUAAAAAAUAAAAUAUUGUUUUUUUAGAGAACUAAGACAUUAGAAUUGGUAUGUGGUAUUAUUUCAACACUUAAAAAAAUCUUAAUUACAGUGAUGAUGCAGCAACUUUUACUGUGGCAGGCCUACCAACCAUUUAGUAUAAAAAAGAGGGAGUUUUUUCCAUCGCCAAUUUCUGUCAACACCAAAGAUUAAUUAAGUAACAUAAGCAAAGUUGCUUACAGAAAGUUUUAAUUUGGCUGACAAUUACUUCGGUUUAGGGCCACAGACUGACCUAAGUGAAAUUUACAAUUGAACUAUCCUCUUUUUGGUUAAUUUUCUAGUGGUAAUCAAACUUCAAUAAAGAUAAAAAGUUUGACAUUUGAUUUUACAAAUCUCGUCAUGACAUUUUUUAACAAUUCUAUAAGAAUUCAGCAAAGUGUUUGAAUCUGUGGUUUUAACCACAUUUGGCUUUUCAAAUAUUGGCAAUGUACACUGAAGGAACAAACAAAAUGAUUUAUUUAGCUUGCAUGUUAGGAACAUUAAUAAUCUAAUCUCUCUUCUCUUGAAAGCUUACAGGAACUAUUUCCACCUUUUUGUGUAGGUUGUAACUUUGGUAUUUUUUGAUUCUGGAACUGGUGAUUCUGAACUUCGUUUCAGCUAGAACAUUUCACCAAAGUUUUAAUAUCAGAAGAGACAGCUUUGGACAUCUUUGGUAUCUUGAACGAAUCUAAUGUUUCCGACUUUCUGAUGUUUAAACUUCACUUCAAAAUUAAAAUAACUACCCAGAGGAUCUCAACAUUGCUGCAUUCUUGACAAGUUUGAAAAGAAUUUUCAUUUCAGAGUCAUGCAAUACCUGAAAUUCAUUUAGCUUAACUUUACUUUUUUGAACUUUCUCUCAAGAUGGCUAUAAUUUUGCCUUGCAAAUAUGUAUGCUUGCCUUUUGAAAAUUAUUUUUAUAAAUUAGUAACUUCUCAUGUUGUGGUAAACAGUAAGAACAUUACCCGAUAUGUUUGGGUAGAGUUGAAACUGGCCGUGAUGCUUGUUCCACUGUUGCACAUAAUCAACUUGUUUUACUGUUAAACAGCAAGAAAAUUAAGCAUCAAUUAAAGAAACUUGGUCAUAUUUUAAAUGGUAAGCAUUCUACAGUGAAAUGCUGCAUAAUUCACAUGUUGGCAUUAUGUAUCGCAAGUGUUCAUACAAAUACUGAUGAACAUCCAAGUCCAGCCUGCAACUCUGCAUGUUGUGCUGCUGCACACAUUUAGUUACAGUUCUUAUUGUUAAAUGAGACAGAGCUCUGUGUUUCAGGAACGAAUUAGGGUGUUGCUUCGAGGGGCUGGUGUAGCUACUUUAUUUUUCAUUUAUUACAGCUGGAUAUCAAUACAAUUUAGUUAAGAAUAUUAUAUCUGUAUCAUUAUGUGAAAAAUAUGUCGCACAAUCCAGACAGUACUUAUUACAGUAAAACAUCUGUAUAGUGAACCUCAUAAUUUUUGAUAAUGUUACUACAAAGUACUUUACUUCAGGGCUAAAAUCCAAAACUUUAUAAUAAGUUUUAGUUGUUUUAGUUAAGUGAUUUUUUUUAAAUAUUUGAAUGGACAUAAUAUUGAAUGUCAAUUAUUUAUCUUGAUUUUCACUGCUUUUUUAAUAUUAUUAACAUAUCAAGCUUCCUACUAAAGCAUGUGGACAGAAUAAACAUGGUAUCAAACUUCUUAGUGGAUUUUUUUGCUAAUUGUGAAUAUUCUGCAGCAUUCAUUUGCAUUGGACUUGCUUUCCCAGCAUUGAGCAAUUGCUUUGUCUACCUGGCAGAAGAAAGAAACAAGCUGAUCUGGAAGCCCGCAACCUCCACGAAGGUCAUCUUUAUCAGUGGCUGUCAAACAAGAGUUGAAAAAUGCUGUCUUGAGAAAAAAUACGGCCUUGAUUAUGCUACUCUUGUCAUCUAGACAGAGAAUGUUGUGGCAGUGAAUCUGAAAUUAAAAUUUCAGCAACAGCAAUAUGAAGGUAAAUUGUUAGACUGAACUAGACAAGGUUGCAGGGUCAAAUUUGUGUUCAAAAGAUGAAAUUUCACAUUAAUAUCUUUAAAUGUGAUACAAACAUUUGGGUUUGAAUCCCUGUAAAAGCAAUUUCAGCAUUGCCUGUGAUUUCACAUUUUAGAAUCAUCAUUAGUGAGUUUAGCAUGAUGACUUGUUUCAUGAGAAAAAAAUAUGGGUGCGUGUACUUAUGUAAGCACAUGAGAAGUUAUACUUCUUUGGCAUCAUUAAAAAAUAGUUUUUAAUUGUAUGCAAAUAAUUAAUUACAUUAAAAUAAUAAAAGGGCUGGAAAAAGAUAAUCAAGUCAAUAAAGUUCAGUUUAAUAAUUUAAUAAUAUUUAGUAUUAAUUAUAUUAAAUAAUAAUCUUUUAAUUUAUAUUGUUACGAUGGCGCUUGGCUGUAGUGCUUGGCGUCGCCGCGCUCGUUCGGCCUGUCUGCGCCCCCUUCCACCCGCAUCCUCUCCCUGGUAUCUCGUGUCAUACUAUCACGCGACAUCCUGACCGUUGCAGCGUGCACCUGCCUCAGAUCGAGUUACUUAAAGAGGCCGCACUGCGGCAUAAAGGGACUCAGACAUGUUUAUCAACGCGUUUUGUGGGAGCUCGAUGCUUGUUGCGUUUAUCAGCGUUCUUUGAGCAUCCGCCGCGUCCUUCGACAGGACUCACGACGCGUGUCUGGGCAUUUCGACGGCGAAGGUCGCGCAAUAUCUCGGAGACAUGCCCGAUUGUUCUGGACGGGAACCCAAGGGCUAUAUAAGGAGGUAGGGCCGACCUUCGAGUCAGUCUGAGUGGGGAGUUCUCCCGCGGCGGAGUUUCCGGGCGAUAGUGCCGUGGGUGCGGCAGAGUGGCGAAGUCCCUGGACGAAGGUUCCAGGGCAGGGAGUGAGUGAGUUCAGUGGAGUCGGGAGGUUCCGGGCGAUAGAGUCGCGGGCGCGGCGGAGUCCCGAGUGAAGUUGCGAGCGAGUCAUCGUGUGGGAUCUCGGCGAAGGGUGUGACGGCGGCGGCGGAGACCCACAAGGGGUGCUGCGGCGAGAGUUGCGCCGGAAGUGUGACCCAGUGAGGUGUGUGAAACGAGUGACUGGGGAAUUGACAUAUCUUUACCUGUAAUUAAUUAUCUGCCAAUUUGGAAGAUUAUUUGUAAGUAACAAGUAGUGGUAAUAAAUAAAACUGUGUGUGUGAUAAAAAUCUUUAAUUGGGCUAUCCUUUACGAACCCCCCGGAAAAUCGUAACAAUAUCAAGAAAUAAUACAUGCGGAUAGUUAACCUCAAUUAUAUUGGAGCACUUGAAAAAGUAUAUAAGUACUAGUUUUUUUACUAAUAUUUACGAAUAGUAAAUAAUAUUAAUAAAAAUAUUCUAUUUAAAUCACUACUGAAUAUAAUUUAUUAGCACAUAUAUAAUUCACACUUGUAUGAAACUAAAACACGUGUUGUGAAUGUAGAAACUAGAAACAUGUGGAUAAAUAUUAUAAAUAUGAAAACAGUGAUCAGAGGCGAUGAGCGUGCCAACAUGUGCUAUUAAUAGAGGUUAUAUUUCUAUUUUGUUGGUAGCUUUUUUUUUGAGACUUAAUGAGCAGUUAAUUUUGUGUUACAGUGAUGCGCGCGCAUCUUAAA